Messenger RNA from Lepus europaeus (European hare), 1299 nucleotides. RefSeq names its product keratin 20 (gene KRT20). The coding region runs from base 1 to 1299 and encodes 432 amino acids. The transcript has 8 exons. NCBI's taxonomy places the organism in Eukaryota, Metazoa, Chordata, Mammalia, Lagomorpha, Leporidae. Gene Ontology annotation, molecular function: structural molecule activity. The record is from RefSeq and is a predicted model, not a curated record.
AUGGAUUCCAGUCGCAGGAGCUUCCACAGAAGCCUGAGCUCCUCCUCAAAGGGCCCUGCACUCAUCAUGAGCAGCUCCAUAUACAGGAAGGGGGGCCUGCAGCCCCUUGGGGCUGCACCCAGCGUUUAUGGGGGGGCUGGAGGCCACGGCACCCGGAUCUCAACCUCCAGACAGUCGGCAAGCUAUGGGAAUGAUCUCAGUGGUGGCAGGGAUCUGUUUGCUGGCAAUGAGAAAAUGACCAUGCAGAACCUAAAUGACCGUCUAGCCAGCUACCUGGACAAAGUACGGUCCCUGGAGCAGUCCAACUCCAAACUCGAGGCACUGAUCAAGCAGUGGUACGAAGCCAAUGCACCCAGCGGCAGUCGUGACUUCAGUGCAUACUACAAGCAAAUGGAAGAGCUGCAGAACCAGAUUAAGGAUGCUCAGUCGCAAAAUUCCCAGUGUGUCCUGCAAAUUGACAACGCUAAGCUGGCUGCUGAGGACUUCAGACUGAAGUUUGAGUCUGAGAGGGCGAUACGCCUAGCGGUGGAGGCAGACCUUCAAGGCCUGGGUAAGGUUUUUGAUGACCUAACCAUAAAAAGAACAAAUCUGGAGGUUCAAGUUGAAGAACUGAAUAACGACUUGGCUCUCCUCAAGAAAGAACAUCAGGAGGAAACCGAUGCCCUACGCCGGCACCUGGGCAACACCGUCAAUGUGGAGGUGGAUGCAACUCCAGGCCUGAACCUCGGCGACAUCAUGAGUGAAAUGAGACAGAAAUACGAAAUCAUGGCCCAGAAGAACCUUCAAGAGGCCAAAGAACAGUUUGAGAGACAGACUGAAGCUCUGCGGCAACAAGUCACAGUGGACACUCAGGAGUUAAAAGGAACCGAGGCCCAAGUGACGGAGCUGAAACGCACCUACCAGAGCCUGGAGAUAGACCUCCAAUCGCAGCUCAGUAUGAAAGAAUCUCUGGAGCACACCCUAGAGGAGACCAAAGCUCGUUACGGUAACCAGCUGGCCACUAUUCAGGGCCUGCUAAGCUCUCUGGAGGCCCAGCUGAUGCAGGUUCGCAGUGACACAGAGCGCCAGAACAAUGAAUACAACGCCCUUCUCGACAUAAAGACUCGUCUUGAGCAGGAAAUUGCUACUUACCGUCUGCUUCUGGAAGGAGAAGAUGUAAAAACAACAGGAGAACACAAAAUUCAAACUUUCAUUAUGAAAGAUAAAAAGAAAACCAGGAAGAUCAAGACAGUUGUGGAAGAAGUAGUGGACGGCAAGGUUGUGUCAUCUGAAAUCAAAGAGGUGGAAGAAUCCAUCUGA